AUGUCUCGCCAGUCGAGUGUAUCCUUCCGGAGCGGGGGCGGCCGUAGCUUCAGCGCUGCCUCUGCCAUCACCCCGUCUGUGUCCCGCACCAGUUUCACCUCCGUGUCCCGGUCCGGGGGUGGCGGUGGCGGCUUUGGCAGGGUCAGCCUAGGGGGUGCUUGUGCAGCUGGUGGCUAUGGCAGCCGGAGCCUCUACAACCUGGGAGGCUCCAAGAGGAUCUCCAUCAGCACCAGUGGUGGCAGCUUCAGGAACCGACUUGGUGCAGGUGCUGGAGGCGCCUAUGGCUUCGGAGGUGGAGCCGGGAGUGGAUUUGGUUUUGGCGGUGGAGCCGGUGGAGGCUUUGGGCUCGGUGGCGGCGCUGGCUUUGGAGGUGGCUUUGGUGGUCCCGGCUUCCCUGUGUGUCCCCCCGGAGGCAUCCAAGAGGUCACGGUCAACCAGAGCCUCCUGACUCCCCUCAACCUGCAAAUCGACCCCACCAUCCAGCGGGUGAGGACUGAGGAGCGGGAGCAGAUCAAGACCCUCAACAACAAGUUCGCCUCCUUCAUCGACAAGGUGCGGUUCCUGGAGCAGCAGAAUAAGGUCCUGGACACCAAGUGGACUCUGCUCCAGGAGCAGGGCACCAAGACCGUGAGGCAGAACCUGGAGCCCUUGUUUGAGCAGUACAUCAACAACCUCAGGAGACAGCUGGACAGCAUCCUGGGGGAGAGGGGCCGCCUGGACUCAGAGCUGAGGAACAUGCAGGAUCUGGUGGAGGACUUCAAGAACAAGUAUGAAGAUGAAAUCAACAAGCGUACCACUGCUGAGAAUGAGUUUGUGAUGCUGAAGAAGGAUGUGGAUGCUGCCUACAUGAAUAAGGUCGAGCUAGAAGCCAAGGUCGAUGCCCUGAUGGACGAGAUCAAUUUCAUGAAGAUGUUCUUUGAGGCGGAACUGUCCCAGAUGCAGACACAUGUCUCAGACACUUCUGUGGUCCUGUCCAUGGACAACAACCGGAACCUGGACCUGGACAGCAUCAUCUCUGAGGUCAAAGCCCAGUAUGAGGAGAUUGCCAACCGUAGUCGGACAGAAGCCGAGUCCUGGUACCAGACCAAGUACGAAGAGCUGCAGCAGACAGCAGGCCGGCACGGGGAUGAUCUCCGCAACACCAAGCAAGAGAUCUCGGAGAUGAACCGGAUGAUCCAGAGGCUGAGAGCCGAGAUUGACAAUGUCAAGAAGCAGUGUGCUAACCUGCAGAACGCCAUUGCUGAUGCUGAGCAGCGCGGGGAGAUGGCCCUCAAGGACGCCAAACACAAGCUGGCCGAGUUGGAGGAGGCCCUGCAGAAGGCCAAGCAGGACAUGGCCCGGCUGCUCAGGGAGUACCAGGAGCUGAUGAACACCAAGCUGGCCCUUGACGUGGAGAUCGCCACCUAUAGGAAGCUGCUGGAGGGCGAGGAGUGCAGACUGAGUGGAGAAGGAGUUGGACCAGUCAACAUCUCUGUCAUCACAAACAGCGUGUCCUCUGCCUAUGGAGGUGGCAGUGGCUUUGGCGGUGGCCUCGGUGGAGGUCUUGGCGGUGGUCUUGGCGGUGGUCUUGGCGGUGGUUUUGGAGGAGGUGGCAGUGGAAGCUUCUACUCCAGCAGCAGUGGAGGAGUCGGCCUCGGCGGUGGGCUCAGUGUGGGGGGUUCUGGCUUCAGUGCAGGCAGUGGUCGAGGCCUGGGGGUGGGCUUUGGCAGUGGCGGGGGCAGCAGCUCCAGUGUCAAGUUUGUAUCUACCACCUCCUCUUCUCGGAAGAGCUUCAAGAGCUAA
Messenger RNA from Hyaena hyaena (striped hyena), 1782 nucleotides. It is a transcript of the gene KRT5, whose product is annotated as keratin 5. Gene Ontology annotation, cellular component: keratin filament. The transcript has 9 exons. The coding region runs from base 1 to 1782 and encodes 593 amino acids. Gene Ontology annotation, biological process: keratinization; intermediate filament organization. Gene Ontology annotation, molecular function: structural constituent of skin epidermis. Lineage: Eukaryota; Metazoa; Chordata; Mammalia; Carnivora; Hyaenidae. The record is from RefSeq and is a predicted model, not a curated record.